Molecule: messenger RNA, 1394 nt
Organism: Brachypodium distachyon (stiff brome)
Lineage: Eukaryota; Viridiplantae; Streptophyta; Magnoliopsida; Poales; Poaceae
Product: serine/arginine-rich splicing factor RS31
Exons: 6
Coding region: 207-1067 (286 amino acids)
Biological process (GO): mRNA splicing, via spliceosome
Cellular component (GO): nuclear speck
Molecular function (GO): RNA binding
Source: RefSeq, a predicted model, not a curated record
UCUCCUUCUCCCCCGCUGCUGCCUCCGACCGCUUCGCUUCGCUGCUGCUGCCUCCCGAGACCCGGUCUAGGGUUUUACCUCUGACCUCCCUCCCCCUCCCCCUCGCUCGCGCCCCCGACCCCUGCAGCUCCGCCGGCAGCCUCUGGAGUGCCCGUACCCGAAGGCCCCGAGUGCGGUGGGUUUGGGACGGAGGGCGGGGAGAUACAAUGAGGCCGGUGUUCUGCGGCAACUUCGACUACGACACGCGCCAGGCCGACCUGGAGCGCCUCUUCUCCAAGCACGGCCGCAUCGCCCGCAUCGACAUGAAGUCCGGAUAUGCUUUUAUAUACUUUGAAGACGAGCGUGAUGCAGAGGAUGCAAUAAAGCGGCUUGCCAAUGCUGAUUUUGGCUAUAACAGGCGCAGGCUCUCUGUAGAGUGGUCAAGGCAAGUUGAACCGGUGCCGAAGAACCGUGAUAGGCCUACAGGGGAUGCAAAGCCGACGAGAACCCUCUUUGUUAUCAACUUUGACCCCCUCCGCACAAAAAUCCAAGACAUUGAGAGGCAUUUUGAACCGUAUGGAAAGAUCUCUAACAUUCGAAUUCGAAAGAACUUCGCUUUCGUACGGUAUGAGACACAGGAGGAAGCCAGCGUAGCGGUCAAGCACACUGAUAAGAGCUCGAUAUUGGAUAGGGUACUGACUGUUGAAUACGCCUUCCGGGAUGAUGACAAUGAAAGAGAUGACAGAUACAGCAGUCCCAAGCGAGGUGAUGAUAGAUACAGCAGUCCCAGACGAGGCGACGACAGAUAUGUCAGUACCAGACGAGGUGACGACAGAUAUGUUAGUCCCAGACGAGGUGAUAACAGAUAUGGCAGUCCAAAAAGAGCUGAGCGGGGCAGGGCCCGCGGUAGUCCUUACAUGCGCUCCCCUAGCCCUAGGUACCGAAGAGAUUACAGUCCAGAUUAUGACCGCCGUCCACGUAAUGCCGGAUACGAUCGUCCUCGUGAGGGAGCACCAUAUGGUAGGAGCAGAAGCCCUGUCUAUGCCCGUUAUGACAGAGGCAGGAGCCCUGGCUAUGGUCGUUACUAGUUGAUUGAUUUCAGUGGAUCUUGAAGGGAACACAAGGAGAAUGGAUUGGUACGCUUGACCUGUUUUAGUGUGCUAAAAGAGCGAGGGAAGCGCUGCGGGAUGCUAUAGUUGCCCCUUUUCAUAUGAACACCUUGUGUAUCUGAGAUGAAUAGCUAUGUGCAUUCCAUGGAUCAAGUGCCUGCCCAUUGUCACCCGGCUGUUUUGAGUGAUUAUUACUAGAGUUGAUUUUGAUCAUGUACUCUGUUACUGUCUCCUGACGAACUAAUGCUGUGAAUCUCUCUGCAUUUCAUUUGAUGAAACAUGUCACGUAGAGAAUUAUUUUGCUGU